This is a messenger RNA of Paramacrobiotus metropolitanus, 2594 nucleotides long. RefSeq lists its product as uncharacterized. NCBI's taxonomy places the organism in Eukaryota, Metazoa, Tardigrada, Eutardigrada, Parachela, Macrobiotidae. The record is from RefSeq and is a predicted model, not a curated record. Gene Ontology annotation, cellular component: nucleus. The transcript has 9 exons. The coding region runs from base 506 to 2356 and encodes 616 amino acids.
UUUCUACGAUAAUCCACACUGCUUGUUUACAUGCAUACCAUUAUCCGCCGCGAUAAAUCACUUGAUAUCUUGCAAUGUCCACUUGACAUGAAGUGUGUACGUUGUUUUAUCAGCUCUCAGGAAAAAUUGGCUAACCUGCGAAAUGCCGGUCUAGGUUAAGCAGCGUCGUUUAUUUACAGCGGAAAAGCAGCUACAGUUGCCGACCAGCGUGUUGACAGGUCGCUGCGACGAUUAGCCGGUACUGGGUUCAAGUACGCCUGUCAACACUGCGCCGUAUGGUUUUCCAUUUGGAGAGACCAUUAAGGAAGCCCUGAUAGCGGUCUAAGUGUAUGCACGUCGAGAGGCGGUAAUAUAGUGCAGUCUGAUGAUGGACAAGAUAAUUAAAUAAAGACACGCGUCACUCCGCAACAAUCGCCGGCGUUCAUUACAGUUUUAUUACCCGUGGUUUAUAUUUACCUUAACAUUCGUUUGGAACGACAACAACGGAGUAUCUUAUUUGAGUAAAAUGGCAACACAGACGCAUGUGCAUGCGACGGCGGUGAAUGCGGGAGAUGCGCUGGCCAAGACGGCGCAACCGUGCUGGACGGCGUCGUUUCCGGUCCGCGCCGGGGACGUGCUGAUGCGCAACGAGCCCUGGUUGUAUUCACUGCAUCCGGAGAAUUUCCAGAAUUACUGCUAUCGAUGCUUCGUCCCGUUCUCCAACGAAUUCGCACUGGAUUUUGAUGAGCUUCAUAAGAAUGGGGAAUCUAAUGGAGGCGACAAGACUCAGUUUAUUCAGAAUAUUGUGUGCCCCGGAUGUGGAAUUGUACGAUACUGUUCCACAGACUGCCAGACUGCGGACAAAUCCCAGCAAUGGCGCCACGGAAGCGAAUGCGCUUUACUCAAAGCUCUCCGCGCCAAAGCCAUCGCGCCGCAGCAUGAUUUACUGCUCAUGCUAAAACUUAUCGCGCGCUUACAAAACUCCAACUCCGAUAACAAACUGAAAUCACCAAUGCUUUCGAACCGGAAGUUGUCGAUGGCCCGCUGCGAGCGUCGAGGGGGCGUGCCGGCUGCGUCCAACCACGCGACCGAACGGGAUUACGCUCGGCUGGUGUCGCACGCGGAGGACAUUCUCGGCAGUGAAGUGUGGAUGAAGGAUGUGCAACAGUUGCGGCAGUUGUUGGCCAUGCUGCUCUGGGAAGCCGAUGUGCCGGACUUACGCAAUUUGGCGGAAAUGUACGGGAAACUGAAGAUCAACUCCUUCGACAUCAGUGACAAGCACCAGCGCCGCCUGGGCGAGGGCGUGUACCUGGAGGGAUCGCAGUUCGACCACGCCUGCCAGCGCAACGCGGUGACCUACUUCGACGGCCUGACACUGGUCGUCAAGGCCAUCGACGACAUCGGCGACCUCUCGCAGGUUCGGCUGGCCUAUACGGAAAUCUUCACGACUACGGCCAUUCGGCAGCAGCAUCUCCAGAAGUGGUACUUCUUCCAGUGCACUUGUGCGUUAUGUGCCGAUCCACACAAGCAAGCGGAACUGGAAUGCAUCCUGUGCUGUACACCGGCCUGUCAACGCGCCAUUCCGUUAAGCUUCGACUUCGACCACCGCGAGGAAGACGCCUGUGCGGACUGCGUCAACUUUGUGGACAGUCAGCUGUCCCUUCUCGAAGUCAACAACGACGCAACCGCCGAUUCCGGUCCUUCCUGGAGCGAUUUCAGUUGGCAUGACGAGAUUGCGCAGCGCAUGCGCUUAACGCGCCGCUUGUUGACCAUUGACCAGCGACAGCACGAGAAGAUGCACCGCUUCUUGAAUGACGACUCGCGGACGGAACCGGGCGAACGGGAGAAAGUGUUGGAGGAGGUGGAGCAUCGCUGUCGGCGGAUGCUGGAGACGGCAGAGUUGCUGCUGCAUCCCGCCAACUGGACGCGCUGUCUCACGCACAACGUCUUAGGCAAAGUGCUGCUGGCUACUGGAAGCGAGGACAAGCGGAAAGAUGCCGCUGAGCAGUUCUCUUUAUCGCUGCCCGGAUUGCGACAAGGCGUAUGCGCUAAUGAUCCGCGUUUAGGACUGCAGCUGCUGCUGGCGGCUGUUCUGCCGUUAACCGUUUCUGAGUGGAAAGGGACUGAGCCAUCCGGGGGACUGUCGCCGGUGCGAACCUACGCCUACGAAGCCAAGGAGAUCUUUGCGACAUGCGCUGCGAAUGAUGACCUUCUCUAUCGCAUCGCGGAGAGCCUGUGCCGGUUAUGCGAAAAACGGCAUUUGCACGCCAGCGGCCACGGAAGUGCAUUGACAACGGAGAGCCAGGAAUCGCUGCGCAAGACGUUGAAAUUGCUGGCUGGAGUCGUUUGUCGUUCGUUGUUCCCGGUUAUUUAUUAAAUAACGGGCUCUUCCUACUGAUUUCACGUUGUCACGGUUGUUUUACUUAUUUAUAUGUACACAGAAUAAACUUCUAGUUCUGUCUUUUGAACUAGACUCUGGCUAUUGCUAAAUACAGGUUUACUGUGCAGUAAUCAGCGGUGAUUGUAAACCACAUUUUGCACGAGCGCGAACUACAGUAUAACUGGAAAAUGGUAUUGAAUUUGCGGAAUCGCAUAACUGAUAUUGGGCAAGUGCU